CGCCUCUCCACAGGACACCAUGGUGAAGCUGGGUUGCAGCUUCUCUGGGAAGUCGGGCAAGGAGCCCGGGGACCUGGACGGGGCUGCCGUGGACAGUGUCCCUCUCAUCAGCCCCCUGGAUGUCAGCCAGCUGCAGCCACCGUUCCCGGAGCAGGUGGUCAUCAAGACGCAGACGGAAUUCCAGCUGUCCUCUCCGGAUGCAGCCAAGAGCUUCUCCGAUCUGGAGGCCCAGAAGCUGAGCGGCAAUGACUCAGAGGAGGGGCGCAGGCUGCCCACGGCCCGGAUGAUCGCCUUCACUAUGGCACUCCUGGGCUGUGUCUUGAUCAUGUACAAGGCCAUCUGGUACGACCAGUUCACCUGCCCCGACGGCUUCCUGCUCCGGCACCACAAGAUCUGCACCCCCGUGACCCUGGAGAUGUACUACACCGAGCUGGACCCCGAGCGGCACCGCAGCAUCCUGGCGGCCAUGGGCGCCCUCCCGCUGGGCCGCAAGCACGGGGCUGACGGGCCUGCCUGGGGACGCAGCGCCCGCGCGGGCAAGGAGGGGCCCAAGGUGCCCACCCCCGCACCCGCGCCCACCGGGCCCCCGGGGAGGCCCUCCGCCGCGGAUGCUGCGGGGAAGGCGGGGAGCGCGCCGCCCCCGAGCCCCCAGUGACGCCCGCGCCCCUCGCCCUCAGCCGUCCAG
Molecule: messenger RNA, 685 nt
Organism: Sorex fumeus (smoky shrew)
Lineage: Eukaryota; Metazoa; Chordata; Mammalia; Eulipotyphla; Soricidae
Gene: CALY
Product: calcyon neuron specific vesicular protein
Exons: 4
Coding region: 20-655 (211 amino acids)
Biological process (GO): endosomal transport; clathrin coat assembly; G protein-coupled dopamine receptor signaling pathway
Cellular component (GO): endosome; membrane
Molecular function (GO): clathrin light chain binding
Source: RefSeq, a predicted model, not a curated record